Aureobasidium vineae is the source of this 582-nucleotide messenger RNA. The record is from the annotation of a GenBank genome assembly. NCBI's taxonomy places the organism in Eukaryota, Fungi, Ascomycota, Dothideomycetes, Dothideales, Saccotheciaceae.
AUGUCUUUCAACCUACANCCCCUCAUCAACAACGGCAUCACCAAAGGUAGCCCCUCCUUCUCCGGCGGCACCCUCCACUGCCACUGCAAAGCCUCNCCCGUCACCGUCCGCCUCACCUCAAACAUUGCCCACAACCACGCCUGCGGCUGCUCCAAAUGCUGGAAGCCCUCUGGCGCAAUCUUCAGCAUUGUGGGCGUGGUACCUCGCUCUGCUGUCUCUGUCACCUCUGGCAACGACAAGUUGUACAUUGUAGACGAAACAGCAGUGAUCCAACGCCAUGCCUGCAAAGACUGUGGUGUGCAUAUGUAUGGACGCAUUGAAGUCGAGCACGCAUUCCACGGCUUGGAUUUUGUGCAUUGCGAGUUGAGCGACGAAAAGGGAUGGCAAGAGCCGCAGUUUGCGGCGUUUGUGAGUAGUGUUGUUGAGCAAGGGUUGAUUGCUCCUGAAGAGGCGGAUAAAGUCAGAGGACAGAUCAAGAAGACUGGGUUGGAGACUUAUGAUGCGUUGAGCCCUGGGUUGAUGGAUGUCAUUGCUGCGUUUGUGGCCAAGAAGAAUGGGGUAUUGAGGGAGUCGAAGUUGUAA